Messenger RNA from Ceratotherium simum simum (southern white rhinoceros), 6280 nucleotides. The record is from RefSeq and is a predicted model, not a curated record. Lineage: Eukaryota; Metazoa; Chordata; Mammalia; Perissodactyla; Rhinocerotidae.
AGGUCUGCCGGUCGCGGGUCGCAGGCGCCCCAUCCCCGCCUUGGUCGCUUAGCAGCUGUCAGCAGCGGCCGCCGCGAAGCUGGAGCGGAGCCGGGGGCCAAGGGAGGGGACCCCCGCGAGAGGGCAGCACGCUGGCCACCACCGCCCUGGCGCCGAGGGUCGGUGCCGGAGAGUCAUGCCAGCGAGCCUUGGGCCCCUCCUGAUGUCCAGUGAGGCAUCAGUGUUCCAGAACCCCAAGGCCGCCCUGCUGCACUCGAGAGGCCUGCUGGCCCCACCCCUGAGCCCUCUGCGCAGGGCCGCUUCCUUCCGGCCAGACCUCCAGUAGCCCGGAGGAAGACCACGGCCAGGAGCUUCUCCCAGGACUCAGCGUCCCUUCUGGUGAGAAGAUGGCAGUGCUCAGGAAGCUGGCGCUCCUGCUGUGGAAGAACUACACUUUGCAGAAGCGGAAGGUGCUGGUGACAGUCUUGGAACUCUUCCUGCCCUUGCUCUUUUCUGGGAUCCUGAUUUGGCUUCGCUUGAAGAUCCAGUCGGAGAACGUGCCUAACGCCACCAUAUACCCUGGCCAGUCCAUCCGGGAGCUGCCCCUAUUCUUCAGCUUCCCUCCUCCAGGAGAUACCUGGGAGCUCGCCUACAUCCCAUCCCAGAGUGAUGCUGUAAAGACCAUCACAGAGACGGCCAGGAGGACGUUGGUGAUCAACAUGAGAGCUCGCGGCUUUCGCUCAGAGAACGACUUUGAGGACUACAUAAAGUACGACAACCGCUCCUCCAACGUGCUGGCUGCCGUGGUGUUUGAGCAUGCCUUCAACCACAGCAGGGACCCCCUGCCGCUGGCGGUGAAAUACCACUUACGGUUCAGUUACACACGGAGAAAUUACAUGUGGACUCAGACAGGCUCCUUCUUCCUGAAAGAGAUGGAGGGAUGGCACACCACUUCCCUUUUUCCACUUUUUCCAAACCCAGGACCGAGGGAACCUGCGUCCGCUGACGGCGGAGAACCUGGAUACAUCCGAGAAGGCUUCCUGGCUGUGCAGCACGCCGUGGACAGAGCCAUCAUGCAGUACCACGCAAACACCUCCACGCACCAGCUGUUCGAGAAGCUCACCGUGAUCGCAAAGAGGUUCCCUUACCCACCUUUCAUUUCGGACCCCUUUCUCGUCGCCAUCCAGUACCAGCUUCCCCUGCUGCUCAUGCUGAGUUUCACUUACACCUCACUAACCAUUAUCCGGGCUGUCGUGCAGGAAAAAGAGAGGAAACUGAAGGAGUAUAUGCGCAUGAUGGGGCUCAGCAGCUGGCUGCACUGGAGUGCUUGGUUCCUCCUCUUCUUCCUCUUCCUCCUCAUCGCUGUCUCCCUCAUGACCCUGCUCUUCUGCGUCAAGGUGAAGAAGAACGUGGCGGUGCUCACACACAGCGACCCGUCGCUGGUGCUGGUCUUCCUGGUGUGCUUUGCCAUCUCCUCCAUCUCCUUCAGCUUCAUGGUCAGCACUUUCUUCAGCAAAGCCAACAUGGCAGCAGCCAUAGGGGGCUUCCUCUACUUCUUCACAUACAUCCCAUAUUUCUUCGUUGCUCCUCGAUACAACUGGAUGACUCUUAGCCAGAAGCUUUUCUCCUGUCUCCUGUCCAAUGUUGCCAUGGCAAUGGGAGCCCAGCUCAUAGGAAAAUUUGAAGCGAAAGGCACGGGCAUCCAGUGGCGAGACCUCCUGAGUCCUGUCAACGUGGACGACGACUUCUCCUUUGGCCAAGUGCUGAGCAUGCUGCUGCUGGACUCCGUCCUCUAUGGCCUGGUGACCUGGUACGUGGAGGCCGUCCUCCCAGGGCAGUUCGGCGUGCCCCAGCCCUGGUACUUCUUCAUCAUGCCCUCGUACUGGUGUGGGCGCCCGAGGACGGUGUUAGGGAAAGAGGAAGAAGACGACGACCCUGAAAAAGUGCUCAGAACUGAGUACUUUGAGGCCGAGCCGGAGGACCUGGUGGCUGGGAUCAAGAUCAAGCAUGUGUCCAAGGUGUUCAGAGUGGGGAACAAGGGCAAGGCAGCCGUCAAAGACCUGAACCUGAACCUGUACGAGGGGCAGAUCACUGUCCUACUGGGCCACAACGGCGCAGGGAAGACCACCACCCUCUCCAUGCUCACAGGCCUCUUCCCCCCGACCAGUGGACGGGCGUAUAUCAGUGGGUACGAAAUUUCGCAAGACAUGGUUCAAAUCCGGAAGAGCUUGGGCCUGUGCCCUCAACACGACGUCUUGUUCGACAACCUGACUGUCGCAGAACACCUGUACUUCUAUGCUCAGCUGAAAGGCUUGUCACGCCAGAAGUGCCCUGAAGAAGUCAAAAGGAUGCUGCACAUCCUCAGUCUGGAGGACAAGCGGGACUCACGGUGCAGGUUCCUGAGUGGGGGCAUGAAGCGCAAGCUCUCCAUCGGCAUUGCCCUCAUAGCGGGCUCCAAGGUGCUGAUGCUGGACGAGCCCACCUCAGGCAUGGACGCCAUCUCCAGGAGGGCCAUCUGGGACCUUCUUCAGCAGCAGAAAAGUGACCGCACCAUCCUGCUGACCACCCACUUCAUGGACGAGGCCGACCUGCUGGGGGACCGCAUCGCCAUCAUGGCCAAGGGGGAGCUGCAGUGCUGCGGGUCAUCACUGUUUCUCAAACAGAAAUAUGGCGCAGGCUACCACAUGACACUGGUGAAGGAGCCUCACUGCAACCCCGAGGGCAUCUCCCGGCUGGUCCACCACCACGUCCCCAACGCCACCCUGGAGAGCAGCGCUGGAGCAGAGCUGUCAUUCAUUCUUCCCAAGGAGAGCACGCACAGGUUUGAAAGUCUUUUUGCUAAACUGGAAAAGAAGCAGAAGGAGCUGGGCAUCGCGAGCUUUGGGGCCUCUGUCACUACCAUGGAGGAGGUCUUCCUUCGGGUUGGUAAGCUGGUAGACACCAGCAUGGACAUCCAGGCCAUCCAGCUCCCUGCCCUGCAGUACCAGCACGAGAGGCGGGCGAGCGACUGGGCAGUGGACAGCCACCUGUGCGGGACGAUGGACCCGACUGAUGGCAUUGGCACCCUCAUUGAGGAGGAGUGCGCCACCAUCAAGCUCAACACCGGGCUCGCCCUCCACUGCCAGCAGUUCUGGGCCAUGUUCCUGAAGAAGGCCACGUACAGCUGGCGGGAGUGGAAGAUGGUAGCGGCUCAGGUCCUGGUCCCUCUGACGUGCAUCACCCUGGCCCUCCUGGCCAUCAACUACUCCUCCGAGAUCUUCGAUGAUCCCAUCCUGAAGCUGACCUUGGAUGAGUAUGGCAGAACCAUAGUGCCCUUCUCAGUUCCCAGUACCUCUCGGCUGGAUCAGCAGCUGUCAGAGCAUUUGAAAGACAUGCUGCAGGCCCAGGGCCAGGAGCCUCGCGAGGUGCUCGGUGACCUGGAGGAGUUCCUGAUUUUCAGGGCCUCGGUGGAGGGAGGUGGCUUUAACGAGCGGUGCCUGGUGGCUGCAUCCUUCAGAGAUGUCGGCGAGCGGACCGUGGUCACUGCCCUGUUCAACAACCAGGCCUACCACUCCCCGGCCACCGCGCUGGCCGUUGUGGACAACCUCCUGUUCAAGCUGCUGUGUGGCCCUGGGGCCUCCAUCAUGGUCUCCAACUACCCCCAGCCCCGGAGCACCCUGCAGGCUGCCAAGGACCAGUUCAAUGAGGGCCGGAAGGGAUUUGACAUCGCCCUCAACUUGCUCUUCGCCAUGGCUUUCUUGGCCAGCACAUUUUCCAUCCUGGUGGUCAGUGAGAGGGCCGUCCAGGCCAAGCACGUCCAGUUUGUGAGCGGAGUCCACGUGGCUACUUUCUGGCUCUCCGCUCUGCUGUGGGACCUCAUGUCCUUCCUCGUCCCCAGUCUGCUGCUGCUGGUGGUGUUCAAGGCCUUCGACGUGCACGCCUUCACAUGGGAUGGCCACGUGGCUGACACCCUGCUGCUGCUGCUGCUCUACGGCUGGGCCAUCAUCCCCCUCAUGUACCUGAUGAACUUCUUUUUUUCGGGGGCGGCCACUGCCUACACAAGGCUGACCAUAUUCAACAUCCUGUCGGGCAUUGCCACCUUCCUCAUGGUCACCAUCAUGCGCAUCCCAGCGGUAAAGUUAGAAGAACUUGCCAGAACCCUGGACCGCGUGUUCCUGGUGCUGCCCAACCACUGUCUGGGGAUGGCAGUCAGCAGCUUCUAUGAGAACUAUGAGACGAGGAGGUACUGCACCUCCUCCGAGGUUGCAGCCCACUACUGCAAGAAAUACAACAUCCAGUACCAGGAGAACUUCUACGCGUGGAGCGCCCCAGGGGUCGGCAGGUUCGUGACCUCCAUGGCCGCCUCAGGGUUUGCCUACCUCACCCUCCUAUUCCUCAUUGAGACCGACCUGCUGUGGAGGCUGAAGACCUGCGUCUGUGCCUUCCGGAGGAGGCGGGCGCUGAUGGAAGUGUAUACCCGGAUGUCAGUGCUUCCUGAAGACCAGGACGUGGUGGACGAGAGGAACCGAAUCCUGGCCCCUAGCCUGGACUCCCUGCUGGACACACCUCUGAUUAUCAAGGAGCUCUCCAAAGUGUACGAGCAGCGGGCACCCCUCCUCGCCGUGGACAAGAUCUCCCUCGCAGUCCAGAAAGGGGAGUGCUUCGGCUUGCUGGGUUUCAACGGAGCUGGGAAAACCACAACUUUCAAAAUGCUGACUGGGGAGGAGACCAUCACUUCUGGGGAUGCCUUUGUCGGGGGCUACAGCAUCAGCUCUGACAUUGGGAAGGUGCGCCAGCGGAUCGGCUACUGCCCCCAGUUUGAUGCCCUGCUGGACCACAUGACGGGCCGGGAGACGCUGGUCAUGUACGCCCGGCUCCGGGGCAUCCCUGAGCGCCACAUCAGUGCCUGCGUGGAGAACACGCUUCGGGGCCUGCUUCUGGAGCCACACGCCAACAAGCUGGUCAGGACAUACAGUGGUGGCAACAAGCGGAAGCUGAGCACCGGCAUUGCCCUGCUUGGAGAGCCUGCAGUCAUCUUCCUGGACGAGCCAUCCACUGGCAUGGACCCCGUGGCCCGGCGCCUGCUCUGGGACACUGUGGCGAGGGCCCGAGAGUCCGGCAAGGCCAUUGUCAUCACCUCCCAUAGCAUGGAGGAAUGUGAGGCCCUGUGCACCCGGCUGGCCAUCAUGGCACAGGGUCAGUUCAAGUGCCUGGGCAGCCCGCAGCACCUCAAGAGCAAGUUUGGCAGCGGCUAUGCCCUGCAGGCCAAAGUCCGAAGCAACGGGCAGCAGAAGGCGUUGCAGGAGUUCAAGGCAUUCGUGGACCUGACCUUCCCAGGCAGCAUCCUGGAAGAUGAGCACCGAGGGAUGGUCCAUUAUCACCUGCCUGGUGAUAACCUCAGCUGGGCCAAGGUGUUUGGUAUUCUGGAAAAGGCCAAGGAGAAGUAUGGAGUGGAUGACUACUCCGUGAGCCAGAUCUCUCUGGAGCAAGUCUUUCUGAGCUUCGCCCACCUGCAGCCACCUGCCGAGGACGAGGGGCCGUGAGGAGCCGGCAGGGCCAGUGGGUGCACAGGUGGGCAUCCUCAUCCUCCGAGUUCAUCUUAAUCUGCACCCUUAUUCCUAAUCACUGUUUUCUAUGAUGGAUAUGAGAAUCAAGGCACAGUAUGAACCAGGUGUAUUGGUGCCCUCAUGCCGGGAAUCAGCAUGCCAACCUCCAUGUCUAAGGCAGUCACUGCAGCCCACUCUCUGGAACUCGAGAUCCCAACCAAGAGUGGGUCGGGCAGUCUGUGUGGCAAGACUCGGCGUCUUUGGGCAGAGAGCCAUCUAGGUAAAGGCCGCAGCUGACCCUGGGAUUGACUUUCCCUAAGUGCUCGUGAGGAGAGCACCCAGUGACAUCUCCGUGUUCGCAUGUGGCAUGGAGGUUCCCUAGCGGGUGAAACAGGAAGCCAGCAGGACAGUCGGCAUCUGGGCUCACCAGGCUGCCCAGGAUGGAUAGAAAGGUCGCCUGUCACCAUCCAUGAGGGAGAACUGGCCAUGAUUUGGCACUGAGGUCUUGGCUUCCUGUGCAGUUGGGGGCGUCCUGGGAGUCCCGGCUCCUGAGUGUGGACAGUACAUCAGGCAGAGCUGACCCUGUGCCCAGCGUCAUCCCAACAGCAUCUUCCGGAGUUGGGUGGAGAGGGGAAGGAAGGCAGUCAACACUGACCUCUUGAGGAGACACUAGCCGGGGGGCCAGUCAGAGACCCCUGUAGGGCUGAGCGGCCAUCCAUGGAGGAUGCACCUAACAGGUGGUGACUUUGUCCAGAAAAUAAAGGCUGAGAGGGAAU